Thecamonas trahens ATCC 50062 is the source of this 1665-nucleotide messenger RNA. RefSeq lists its product as uncharacterized. Bases 1 to 1662 code for a protein of 553 amino acids. Lineage: Eukaryota; Apusomonadida; Apusomonadidae. The transcript has 2 exons. The record is from RefSeq and is a predicted model, not a curated record.
AUGGUCAAGCGGGAAUUGAAGAACGGGACGGUGCGGAUUCAGACCAAGCGGCAGCGGCUGCUGGCGCGCCCGGCCAAGUGCGCGCAGGACGUCGCAGAGGCGCAGGGUGUGCUGCGACCGGCGCAGGCGCAGGCGCGGAGAAGGGCGACGGGCAAGGCGGCAGGUAGGACUGUGAGCAAGGCCAAGGCUGAUGUUCCGGCCGGAGCUGAGGCUGAGGCUGAGGCCUCGACCUCGGCCUCGGCCUCGCAGUCGCAGAGUCGCGGGCGGCGGCUUGGCAGCUCGGCCGAGGCAAUCGCCGGGAGCAACGGCUCGCUCAAGGCCGUGUUUAAGGCCACCAAAGCGAUGCAGAUCUCGUCGGACGAUGACUACGAUCCGUGGGACGACAGCAAUGCAUUUGAGUCGGAGAACUCGCCGGCAUUGGUGCCGGCGCCUGUCGCGUCGGCGUUCAAGAAGGUCAAGGCCAAGCGCGGAAAGGGCAGCAAGAGCGCCAAGAGUGCCAAGAGUGCCAAGCGCGCCAAGAGCGCCACGAGCGCCAAGGGCGCCAAGACAAAGAGUAGCGAGGUCGUGGACCGCAACACGCGGACUGCUGAUGGCCUUCUAGCCAAGGACGCGCGGCUGGAGAGCGUGGCGUGUGCCGCAUGCUCAAAGUGCUCGAGGGUCAAGGUUGGGCUUGCUUGCGCAGGAUGUGGUGACUACUUUCACCUCGAGUGCCUGGGCGAGGCACGGACGGCGCGGAUGGAGACUUCGCUCGACGGCAAGGGCGGCUCGCUGAUGAGCUACCACUCGUCGUCGGCCGGGUACGUGGCGGCCAAGGUGCCCGCCAUUCCUCAGUGGCUCUGCCUCGGGUGCCGGGCGCCAGUCUUCACGCCCAUUGUGGGCAUCGACGACGCAGCCGGGCGCACCGCGCAGUUCAACGAGUACGGGCUCGCCAUGCUGCCGCCGAGCGCCGGACUUGGGCGCGAUGUCGUGGACAAGCUCUACCGGCUUGUCCUCUCUCGGUUCGAGGAGAAUAUGGAGACGCUGCGGGCGCGCGACAUGCUGGACAUGCUGCCGACCGGCUUUACCACGUUCAAGAUGCGUGCGGCCGGACGGUUUGACCUCAUGCUCGACGAGCUGACGGACCCGAGCAUCUUCCCGUUGCUCACCACCGAGGCGCCGUGGCUCCCGCUUGUCCGCGAGCUGCUUGGCGACGAUGCACAGUGCAUCCACACCGGAUGCAUGCUCUCGAUGCCUGGCUCGACGACGCAGCCGUACCAUUCAGACGGCGACCACGAGUCGACCAAGCGGCACCGCCCGGUCCACUGCCUCAACGUCUUCAUUCCACUCGUCGACCUGACCAUGGCGCGCGGGCCAACCGAGUUCAUUCCCACCUCGCACCGGCUUGGCUACUACGAGGUCGACGAGCAGCCCAUGUGCCUCACGCCGCCGGCCGGCUCGGUCCUCCUCUUUGACUACCGCCUCAAGCACCGCGGACGCGGCAACGAGUCGGCUGACGAGCGCCCGGUCAUCUACAUCACCUACGCCCGCCCGGCCUUUGCCAAGAAGUCGGUCGCCAACGCAAACUUUUCCUCCGCCCGUUACCACAAGAUGCCUGAGCUGCUGAGCACAAGCCGGUGGCGGUCGCGCGCUGACCGCGCCGCCGCCCGCCAGGCCCGAUUCUGAUCG